Molecule: messenger RNA, 438 nt
Organism: Cooperia oncophora
Lineage: Eukaryota; Metazoa; Nematoda; Chromadorea; Rhabditida; Trichostrongylidae
Source: the annotation of a GenBank genome assembly
AUGAGCGCAGUACUGACCAGUGCAAACGUUAUAGGGAAAAUGUGGAAGCUCGCUUCUCUCUUCCUGCUCUUUCUUGUAUUGGCGAGUGAAGCGCAAAACGAUGUGAAGGGAUUCAAUAUUCCGCCUGAUGUACCGCUGGUCAUCCCAGAGAAGUCGUUUUCAUACAAAACCUCUGAUGUCAAUCCUCGACCCAUUGUUAAACCAAUAAGACGCAGAAAGCACAUAAGGAGGCAUCACCGCAGAAUCUAUCGCCGAAACAUAACUAUCAAGAGGGAUAAUCCAAAAGUUUUUCUGAGACUGGAUUCUGUAGCGAAGCCUAUUGAAACGAUAGUGACGAAGAUGAGCGAUGGUUUAUUGAGAGGAUCGGACCGAUUUGCUGUGAAAAUGAUUAGUAAUGGAACUCGUGAACAUCAUUUCAAUAUCGAUGUGGCAAAGUAA